AUGGAAAUCUUUGAUGCAUCGGAUAUCUUGCUGACUCAAAAAUGGCAGCAUGUGGAUGCAUGUCUCCCAAUAUCAGCCUUGAAGGUGUUCCAGUGCCAUGGACGUACCCUUAUUUUUGAAGGACAGGGGCCAUAUCUUCGAGUGAUCGAUGAACAGUCCGGCAACGUCUCAGCUCAAGUCCAGGCAUUCAAGCGCAAUCAUGUUCAUGGCUUUAUCACUUUCCUAUGCACGCAGGACAGCCAAGAUGGCGCGUACUGCGAGUCAAUCAUGGUCUGGGGUGGAAAAUCGCUAAGAGUCAUUGAAUUCUCCAUAGACCAAAAUUAUGGAGUUACUUUGGCCCUGUCUAGUGCCGAGUUUCUUACUCCGGAUUGGCUUAUGAGUGGGUGUGCUGCUGUUGCAGGAGAGCCCAAUACAGUAUUCCUAAUCACUGCAAACAAUGCUCUUCUAAUGGCUAGAGUUGAAGAUGGUGAUUAUGCCCAUUACAGCAAGGCAAUUUGCAUUCACCAGCUCGCAACGAGUGUGAAGUGCAUAUUGUACGCUGCCGACCUUGUGGCUCUUUCCCCAUCACAUAUCCUGAUUGCCUCGGGAACUGCUUUUGGUGAGAUUGUCGUUUGGUCUUGUUUCAUAACUGAAAAGGAUCCAAGUCAACUCAAGGCAGUGGGUUCCAUUCACCAUUACUUUACUGGUCACGAUGGAUCCGUAUUUGGAGUGCGAAUCUUCCCAAAUAUUUCGUCCUUGAACGGUGGUCUCUCGGGCAGGUUGCUGGCAAGCUGCAGUGAUGAUCGGACUGUCCGAAUAUGGGAUAUCACUGACUGCGAGUCCAAAACUCCCCAAGACCCAUCUGCCUACUCUACAGAUGGCUUCGAGCUCCGAAGUACUGGCUAUGGAAGUGGCCUUGGAUCCGAGUCAUGUGUUGCGAAAGCUUUUGGUCAUGCUGCUCGUAUCUGGAGCGUGAACAUAUGCCCAGUGGAAGAGAAUAGUCCAAACACCCUAGGUUUAGUGUCUCGUGGUGAAGAUCGGGCCUGUGUAGUAUGGGAACUCAGCUGGGAGACAAUGUCUUCCGGUGCCACUCAAUAUCAGCUUCGGGAGAUGUCUUCAGCUCAACCCCAUUUGGGAAGGCAUAUCUGGGCUCUGGAUCUCUGUGAGCAGGGCGAAGAGACGACCGUCUAUACUGGCGGUGCUGAUGGAGCUUUGAAAAGUUUCAAAGCCAAGAAGCAUGUGUUUGCCCCGUCGAAGUACAAUACCCCUGGCCAGAAUAAUCUUCUAGGCCAGAAAAGAUCUUCAGACCCUGAUGCGCCCAAAACAUUUGAUUUUGUCGCUUCGGACUAUCUCAUUGCUUGUUCUUUGCGCAGUGAGCUCCGUCUUGGACAUGUCAGCCCGAUAGACAACGCGAACGUUACAUGGGAAACUCUUUGUACUGCAGAAGAUCUCCGAUCAUACUCGCUGAUUACCGGCAUUCCUCGGCGAGGACUGGCUUUGAUAGCUAACUCUGAAGGGUUGGUCAGGUUAUACAAUCACAACACCAGAUCGAUCACAGAAUUGGUGAAUUUAGGCAAACGCCCUCGAAGCAUUCUGAUUGCCCAUGAGCAGGCACAUUUUGAUCGCAUUUCGGUCCUUGUGAAUUACUACGCUGGCGAGGAAGCCACUUUGUUGACUGUCACAGGGUGGAAAAGCGGUUGCCCACGAGCUGAGGCGACACCAUUUAGUCUACCGAAAGCACCAUACAUCACAACUGCCGCUUGUUUGACGUUGAACAGCAAGCACUUGCUGCUUGGUUCUGAACUUGGAGGUGUGGCAGUCUACCAGGUUGCAGGCCUUGGUCUUUCUUCCAAGCCCUUGGUCGACGAAAGGCGAAUCCAUGGCCACGAAGGUACCACUUGUAUCCGAGCUGUGAAUCCGACCGCGGAUGAACAGGAAUACAUAUUGACAUGUGGACGUGAUGGCAAUUACUGCUACCACGAAUUGAAAGUGGAGGGAGAAAGUGACGUCGCCCUCGAAACACUCGAUCGGACCUCUUCCGGUCUCGGCCAGGACCUUUGGGGUGCUUAUCUGGAAGAGACAACUGGUGAUCUUGUUGUAUACGGGUUUCGAUCGCAGAAUUUCGUUUUGCGGAAUGAGACAAGGCAGCAAGACAUCAUUUCCAUCGCUUCAGGUGGCGCUAGAAGGAUCUGGGCAUACAAACCCAACACCGAAUCCAGCAAGCCUCUGUUGGCUUGGCUAGAAAAGCCCAAUCUGCAAGUCAUGCGAAUUCAGACCGAUAUCAACCGUUCCAUUCGGGCCGGUGGGCAUGGCCGAGAACUCAGGACUAUGGACGGACUGGGUGCUAUCAAUGGAAGAGGAUCGUUCUUUGCCACUGGAGCAGAGGACACCAUCGUACGUAUCUUUGCGGCUUCGAGCCAAGCAAGUGAAGGUCCCUGGGGUUCGUUCGAAUGUUUGCGAAUCCUAGACAAGCACAGAUCUGGGAUCCAGCAAGUAAGUUGGUCAAAGGACGGUCAAUAUCUCUUCACCUGUGCUGGGCAAGAGGAGCUUUUUGUGUGGGGAAUUCGCUGGCUUCCUUCGUUUGACAUAUGCGUCAAAAUGGUUGCAGAAUGUCCAAAGAGCGACCCAGACUCCGAGAUGCGGAUCACAAGUUUCGACUUCGUGGAUGUGGAAGAAUCCAAUGCUGAAAAGGGGUUCCUUCUCUGUUUGGCACUGUCCAAUUCCACGAUCAAGGUAUUCCACUUCUCACCCUCUGGACAAUUCCGGUUUACUCUGCUGGCUCGGGGUAGAUAUAUGACGAACUGCCUGACUCAAACAAAACUUUGGGUGAAGGACUCAUCCGUGAGUCUGAUAACAGCAGCAACUGAUGGCUACUUCACUCUUUGGGAUUUGACCGACAAACUCCAACCUUUCUAUGACAUCUCUUCAUCAACCCUCAAAGCAAGACAGUCAUUUGACGGUUCCUCUAUCAUACCCGAGGACAUUGCCUGUGAGAGCAGGUAUCAAGUUCACUCGAAUAGUAUCAAAGCAAUGGAGCUGGUGCCUCUUUCUGAAACCGACGCCCUCAUUGUGACUGCAAGUGAUGACAGCUCAAUAACUGCAUCGCUCUUGAGAACCCGCUCUACGGAUUCUGAUAUCAACGAGAGUGGUGUCAACGCGCACGUCUCAACCAUCUCCGUCCCAGACGCUCAUGCAGCAUCAGCGACAGCUCUGAAAGUUCUUCGUCGAGAAGCGAUCACAGCUGCUGGCUCCAGUUCACAAGUCUCAAAACUUACUUUGGUGACCUCUGGUAAUGACCAUCGCCUGAAGUUCUGGUCUAUCACAGUGGAUCCCACGAAACAGGGCACAGAAGGGAUUAUCGUGGAAUUUUUGUUGGACAGAUAUAGUGCCGUGGCUGAUAUUGCCUCUCUAAGUUUCCUACCAGAUCCCGUUUCACAGGGUCAUUCUGACUGCAUGUUGGGAGAGGAAAGACAAGGAAAGCUCCUUGUCGGCGGUGCUGGAAUGGAAAUGUCGGAGACCAGGUUGUAG
Penicillium cataractarum is the source of this 3507-nucleotide messenger RNA. RefSeq names its product tRNA (34-2'-O)-methyltransferase regulator RTT10. The transcript has 2 exons. The record is from RefSeq and is a predicted model, not a curated record. Lineage: Eukaryota; Fungi; Ascomycota; Eurotiomycetes; Eurotiales; Aspergillaceae. Bases 1 to 3507 code for a protein of 1168 amino acids. Gene Ontology annotation, molecular function: protein binding. Gene Ontology annotation, cellular component: cytoplasm. Gene Ontology annotation, biological process: tRNA methylation.